Molecule: messenger RNA, 2110 nt
Organism: Patiria miniata (bat star)
Lineage: Eukaryota; Metazoa; Echinodermata; Asteroidea; Valvatida; Asterinidae
Product: protein AAR2 homolog
Exons: 2
Coding region: 255-1397 (380 amino acids)
Biological process (GO): spliceosomal tri-snRNP complex assembly
Source: RefSeq, a predicted model, not a curated record
GAGGGCGGUUUGAACAAUUGAGGGCGGUCCAAUUCCUGAAUCGUGCAAGUUUCCAUCGAAAUCAUUCAUGUCAAUGUCUUUGUACAUGAUUGACAAAGUCUGUCACUGGGGAGUGUCAGUGUCAAAUUGAUUGUCAGUGUCAUUCGUGAAGUAGUUUGGGCGAUCGUGAAGUGUAGGGCCCGGUUCCAUUGGACCUACCAUACCAAACUAGUUGGUGACAUCCUCAAUAAACAGAUAUUUUGAAAAGCUUCAACAUGGCAGAAUCCUCCUCUGUUCCAAUGGAUCAAGACACAGCCAGGAAGCUUUUUGAGGAAGGAGCCACCCUUCUCUUUCUCAACGUCCCCCCUGGCACAGAAUUCGGCAUCGACUACAACACAUGGAACACCGCGGAGAACUUCAAGGGAGUCAAGAUGAUCCCACCGGGAGUGCACUUUGUGUACUACAGCGCUGUGAACGUCAGGGAGCGCAGUACCGCCCCUCGCAUGGGGUUCUUUCACUGCUUCAAGCGGCAGGAGGUGAUGGUACUGAGCUGGAGCAAACGAGACGAGGAUGCAGUGGAGCACUUCUUGGAAGACGGUGAGGAGGCAGAGUAUCGGGGACGUCUGAGAGAGUUUGAUCCAUUCCUAGGAUCCUACCCUUAUGAAAGCUUGAAGAAGUGGGUGUCACUAACUAGCCACAUCACGGAAGCCUUGGUCAAAGACUUGAUGCCAUCGUGUGGGAAGAUCUUUUCAGCGCCGCAGUUGAUUGCCGAUGACAAAACCCGGACAUCAGCCCAGAGAGCUGAGUUAGCAGAAAGCCGGCGUCUGGAACACCCUGAGGGUGCAAAUACCAGUGCCGAGGAUCUGCUACCCAGGAUGCACAAUGAGCCAGGGACAGAGAUCCGGUUCAGUCCCAUCCCUGAUAGGAACUAUCCAGUGGGAGCUUCUGCUGCUGAGAUCACCAAGUACUCCAUGGACCUGAGUUACACCCUGGAGAGCAUGCUGAGGACACAUUACCCAGACCACCCCAGCGGUAUCCUUGGGGAGAUCCAGUUUGCCUUUGUCUGUUUCCUCGUUGGACAGGUCUACGACGGCUUUGAGCAAUGGAAGCGACUGGUCCACAUCCUAUGUGCCUCUGAGGAGUCCCUCAUGGCUCACCAGGAGCUCUACGCUAGCUUCAUCACUUCCCUCCACUUCCAGCUCAAGGAGGUCCCUGCUGACUUCUUCAUCGACAUCGUCUCCAAGGACAAUUUCCUGACCACCACCCUGCGGGAAUUUUUCGCAAACCUGCAAGGGGCGGAGGUUGGCCAGCCUCUCAAGGUCAAAGGUCGGCGAUUCAAGGACAGCCUGACUAAGAGAUUCAGGUGGGACUUUGAUGCUAUGCCAGACGAUGAUGCUCCAGUUGUCGUGCAACUCUGAACUCUUGCCCUCUUGACUUUCAAGUUUUGUGGAUUUCCUGUCAUUUUCAGACCAUCCGUUUGCAGUGCCUGCAAUAUGGUACGUGUGAUUGCACAUUUAUAUACCUUUCAACGGACCAUAUUUUUGAGUGAACGAAGGCGCCAUAUCAACGUCACUUUCUGAAUACAAACACAUUGUUAAAGUAGCAGAGCAGCUUAAAUCUUGGCCAACAUGUGGGGUGCUGUGGUCCAGUGGUUACGCUGUUGGACUCACGGGCCAACGUACAUACAUGUACAUGGGUUCAAUCCCUGACAGGAACUUGGUGCUUGUGUUCUUGGGCAAGACACUUUACUACAAUUGCCUCUCUCCACCCUAGAGUGUAAAGGGUACCUAUAAAAACUGGUUUCAUGGCCCAAUGAAUAGGGGUAAUACUUGUGAAACUCUUUGAAAUCGUUGAUAUAAAGUGCUAUACAUGUAUAACUUAAGCACCACAUUACUGUUACUUUAUUAGAUAUUGUGAACAUGUCAUAUUUGAAUUGUGGCAAUAUGUAAAUGUACAGCAAUAACCAUGGAUUCAUUGCAAACUGGUGUUGUUUAGCGCCCUCAUUCAGUCAAGAGUAGGUCCUAGUGUAAGAUGGAACCCAUGACCCAUGGGAGAGAUGUGUCAUUGUUAAAAGUGGAAUAACUUCAUCUUUACCAAAACAACCCCUCGUCAAAAUAGUGAAUUAAGGCCC